This is a messenger RNA of Melanotaenia boesemani (Boeseman's rainbowfish), 7198 nucleotides long. Its product is annotated as collagen alpha-1(XI) chain-like. Lineage: Eukaryota; Metazoa; Chordata; Actinopteri; Atheriniformes; Melanotaeniidae. The transcript is spliced from 67 exons. The record is from RefSeq and is a predicted model, not a curated record. Gene Ontology annotation, molecular function: extracellular matrix structural constituent. The coding region runs from base 281 to 5746 and encodes 1821 amino acids.
CGGUUCAGGUUCAGCUUUGCAGCGUUUGUCCUGCCUCCUCACGGUGCGCGCAACUCUCAGGGAGCGAAGUAACUUGCCCUUUUUUCAUGAAAGCCCUAUACCAUCAGUGUGAGAGCUGGGCUUAAGGGGGAGCGGAUCUGAAGGGCCCAGUCAGGCUGAGAAAGGCAUCCUCAUAAUUUUACACAUGGCGCUGUAGUAUUUGCACAUUUUCUGUGGAUUUUGCCAGUGACGGAAUUUUAAAGAAAGUCGCCCGUUUUUUGUGCUGCUGCGGGCGUUCACAAUGGAGACGCAAAGAUGGACCACCAGAUGGAAAACGAAAAGGUGGCUAUGGGAUUCAACAAUAGCCGCUCUGGUCACGUUCAUUUUAAUUCUACAAGCUGCCAAUGUUAGAGCAGCUGAACCAGUGGAUGUACUGAAGGUGCUAGACUUCAAGAGCUUUCCUGAAGGAGUUCGGAAAACACCAGGCUUCUGCACAGUCCGGAGAGGAUCCAAACCCGACAUAGCUUACAGAGUGGAAAAAAAGGUUCAGAUCAGUGCUCCAACCAACCAGCUCUUCCCAGGGGGUGGUUUCCCAGAGGAUUUCUCUAUCCUGUUUACCAUCAAGCCCAAGGCUGGCCUUCAGGCCUUCCUUCUGUCCGUGUACAACCAGCAAGGCAUCCAGCAGCUUGGUGUGGAGGUGGGCCGAGCCCCAGUCUUCCUGUAUGAGGACCAGAAUGGCAAGCCUGCCUCAGAGGAGUACCCUUUGUUCCGCUCCAUCAACCUUGCUGAUGGCAAAUGGCAUCGAGUUGCUAUCAGCGUGGAGAAGAAGAGUGUUACCAUCAUUGUGGACUGUAAGAAGAAGGUGACCAAGCCACUGAAAAGAAGUGACCAGGCGGUGGUUAGCACAGAAGGCAUUACUGUCUUUGGUACCCGAAUCCUGGAUGAUGAGGUUUUUGAGGGUGACAUCCAGCAGCUGUUAAUAGUGGCAGACCCAAGGGCAGCCUAUGAUUACUGUGAACACUACAGCCCUGACUGUGAAACCCCCAGCCAUCAUGACACCCCACAGGCUCAGGAACCUGAGGAUGAGUAUGGUAACUAUGAUUAUGGUGAGUUCUAUGACUACAGUGAAGGAGAGAAAACCACUGAUGCUCCCCCAACUGAUGGAGCAAAGACUGAGACAACUGUGGGUGGAGACUACUACACUGGUGAGUACGACUACACCACAUUGGAUGGAAGUCAGCCUGAAACUCAAACAGAGACUGCUGAACAAGGCCAGACUUAUGAAGGGGAAAUAGUGGAUGAUUACAUCACCGGUGUGGAACAGGUCGGUGUAGACCCCACUGUUCUUGUUGAAGCCGCUGCCCCAGUGGACACCCAAGAAAAAGUGGAUCCUGCUACUGACCUCAAUGAAUUUAAGGAAUACGAGUACACAUAUGGCAAAGAGUUUGUGGAGAAACCCUACGACUAUGGUGAUACCGUUGAUUAUGAUCCCACUGAUGCCAAGCCUUCACCUGACCAGUACGAGGAGGAGUUUGGUCCUGCAGUUCCGGCGGAAACAGACUUCAGAGAGAGCAGUGUGCAUAGUGGUCAGAGUUACCUGGGAGAAAAAGGAGAGAAGGGUGAACCUGCUGUCAUCGAGCCGGGGAUGCUUAUAGAAGGACCCCAAGGAGCCCCUGGCCAAGCAGGUCUUCCUGGUACCCCAGGAUUGCAAGGACCCCCAGGUGCCCAUGGAGAUCCUGGUGAGAGGGGUCCUCCAGGCCGUCCUGGUAUUCCUGGUUCAGACGGUGUCCCUGGGCCUCCAGGUACCAUUCUGAUGCUUCCAUUCCGUGCAGGGGGUGAAGCACACAAAGGACCUGUGGUGACAGCCCAGGAAGCUCAGGCUCAGGCCAUCCUAGCUCAGGCUAGACUGACAAUGAGAGGUCCUCCAGGGCCAAUGGGUUUGACAGGAAGAUCUGGUCCUUUGGGAGGCCCUGGAACUCCCGGACUUAAAGGUGACAGCGGUGAUCAUGGGCCGCAGGGACCCAGAGGUCUUCAAGGUUCAACUGGUCCACCAGGGAAAGCAGGAAAAAGGGGUCGCAACGGAGCUGAUGGUGCACGAGGAAUGCCAGGCGAGGCAGGGGGCAAGGGUGAUCGAGGUUUUGAUGGCCUCCCUGGUCUUCCAGGGGAAAAGGGACAUAGAGGAGAACAAGGCUCCACAGGUCCUCCAGGACCUCCAGGAGAGGAUGGUCCAAGAGGUGAAGAUGGCCAGGUUGGACAAAGAGGUGUAGCAGGAGAGAGUGGUCCUAGAGGUUUGCUUGGCCCCAGAGGGUCUCCUGGUGCUGGGGGACAACGUGGUCUUCCUGGACUUGACGGGCAAGCCGGUCCCAAAGGAAACAUGGGUCCACAAGGAGAACCAGGACCGCCUGGGCAACAGGGCCUACCUGGUCCACAUGGUCUUGUUGGUCCUCAAGGUCCAAUUGGUCCUCCCGGUGAAAAAGGACCACAAGGGAAACAAGGUCUGGCUGGACUUGCCGGUGCUGAUGGCCCUCCUGGUCACCCAGGUAAAGAGGGUCCUCCUGGCGAGAAAGGAACAGUUGGGUUUCCUGGUCCUAUGGGAUCCAUCGGCUAUCCUGGGCCUCGUGGUGUGAAAGGUGCUGAAGGAAUAAGAGGCCUUAAAGGUGACAAAGGAGAAAAGGGAGAAGAUGGAUUUCCUGGCUUCAAAGGUGACAUGGGCAUCAAGGGUGACAAGGGUGAUAGCGGUGUCCAUGGACCCAGAGGGGAGGAUGGCCCUGAGGGUCCCAAGGGCAAGUCAGGACCCUCUGGAGAAUCUGGUCCUAUGGGUUCAGCUGGAGAGAAGGGAAAACUUGGAGUCCCCGGAUUGCCUGGAUACCCUGGAAGACAAGGCCCCAAGGGCUCCAAUGGUUUUCCUGGAUUCCCUGGGGCAAAUGGCGAAAAAGGAGCAAGGGGAAUUGCUGGCAAAUCAGGCCCUAGAGGGCAACGUGGGCCAACGGGUCCACGAGGGGGAAGAGGAGCUAGAGGACCAACAGGAAAACCAGGUGCUAAGGGCACCUCAGGCAAUGAUGGACCUCCUGGCCCCCCAGGAGAGCGGGGCCCUCAAGGACCACAGGGACCAGUUGGUUUCCCCGGACCCAAAGGACCUAAUGGUCCCCCAGGGAAAGAUGGUCUGCCCGGUCAUCCAGGACAGAGGGGAGAGACGGGAUUCCAAGGAAAGACUGGACCUCCAGGUCCUGGAGGAGUGGUCGGACCUCAGGGACCAACUGGAGAGACAGGACCAAGUGGAGAGCGAGGACACCCAGGAUCCCCCGGUCCACCUGGAGAGCAAGGUCUACCUGGAGCUGCUGGAAAAGAGGGUGGGAAGGGUGAUCCAGGUCCUCAGGGUCCUUCUGGAAAAGUGGGACCUGCUGGCCUUAGGGGCUUCAAUGGUGCAAGAGGUCUUCCAGGAGCCAUGGGUCCAGCUGGCUUAAAGGGAGGAGAAGGGCCUCAGGGUCCGCCUGGCCCCAUCGGUUCUCCUGGUGAGAGAGGUCCUGCCGGUCCUGGAGGUCCCAUUGGUCAAACAGGACGCAAUGGCCCACAAGGACCACCUGGCCCUGCUGGAGAAAAAGGAGCUCCUGGAGAGAAAGGUCCCAUGGGUCCUGCUGGCCGAGAUGGUAUUCAAGGUCCCGUAGGUCUUCCUGGACCAGCUGGUCCUCAGGGCCCCCCUGGAGAGGAUGGUGACAAGGGAGAAGUUGGCGGACCUGGACAAAAAGGAAGCAAAGGAGACAAGGGUGAACUUGGUCCGCCAGGCCCAAGUGGUCUCCAAGGUGUGAUUGGACCUCCUGGCCCAGCUGGUACUGAUGGUGAGCCAGGGCCAAGAGGACAACAGGGUAUGUUUGGCCAGAAAGGAGAUGAAGGACCCCGAGGAUUCCCUGGGCUUCCAGGACCCAUUGGACUACAGGGUUUGCCCGGCCCUCCUGGUGAGAAGGGAGAGAAUGGAGAUGUCGGAGCAAUGGGUCCACCUGGUCCUCCUGGUCCCAGAGGUCCUCAGGGACCCAGUGGAGCUGAUGGUGCACCAGGUCCUCCUGGUGGUAUUGGUUCUAUGGGAGCUGUUGGUGAGAAGGGAGAAACCGGUGAGGCUGGCAACCCAGGACCACCUGGAGAGCCUGGAAUUGGAGGCCUUCGAGGAGAAACUGGAGAGAAAGGAGAAACCGGUCCCCCUGGAGCUGCUGGACCACCCGGUGGCCGAGGACCACCUGGAGAUGAUGGUCCCAAGGGUAACCCUGGUCCUGUUGGCUUCCCAGGAGACCCUGGUCCCCCUGGUGAGCCUGGUGCUGGUGGUCUUGAUGGUUUGCCUGGUGAUAAAGGAGAUGAUGGAGAGGCUGGACAACCAGGUCCUCCAGGUCCAUCUGGGGAAGCUGGAGUACCAGGACCUCCUGGCAAAAGGGGACCUGUUGGACCAGCAGGUCAGGAGGGCAAACAAGGAGAAAAGGGGUCAAAAGGUGAAGCUGGAGCAGAGGGACCUGUUGGGAAAACUGGACCUGUGGGACCUCAGGGUCCUCCUGGAAAACCUGGUGCUGAGGGUCUGCGUGGAAUCCCUGGUCCUGUUGGUGAACAAGGACUCCCUGGUGCUUCUGGUCAAGAUGGCCCUCCUGGACCAAUUGGACCCCCUGGACUUCCAGGCAUGAAAGGUGACUCUGGAUCCAAAGGAGAAAAGGGUCAUCCUGGUCUAAUUGGUCUUAUCGGACCUCCUGGUGAACCCGGUGAGAAGGGAGACAGAGGUCUGCCUGGACCUCAGGGCACUGGGGGUGGAAAGGGUGAACCUGGCAUUGGUGGUGGUCAUGGUCCUCUCGGUCCUCCUGGCCCUCCUGGAAUCCCUGGUUCUCAAGGACAGAAGGGAUCUAAGGGAUCACUUGGUACACCUGGUCAGAAGGGAGACCCUGGAACGAUUGGGCUACCUGGACCACCUGGCCCUCCUGGUGACAUCAUCCAGCCACUGCCCAUCCAGCAGGCUGCAGGGAAGACCAGGCGGCAGGCUGACAUGCAGGGAGACGAAGCGCUGGCAGACUAUGGUGUAGAUGACCUGGGCAUGGAGGGAAUGGAAGAUGUCUUUGGAUCUCUCAACAACCUCAAACAAGAUAUUGAACGCAUGAAGUUCCCCAUGGGCACCCAGGACAACCCUGCGAGAACAUGCAAUGACCUGCACCUCAGCCAGCCUGACUUCCCAGAUGGUGAAUACUGGAUCGAUCCAAACCAAGGCUGCAUCGGCGACGCCAUCAAAGUGUUAUGUAACUUCACAGCAGGUGGAGAAACAUGCAUUUACCCAGACAAGAAAUCCACAGGAGUCAGAAUAUCUAACUGGCCCAAGGAAUCUCCAGGUUCAUGGUUCAGUGAAUUUAAACGUGGUAAAAUCUUAAACUAUGUUGAUGCGGCAGAAAACACUAUCAACACGGUACAGAUGACCUUCCUGAAGCUGUUGAGCUCUUCGGCACGGCAGAACUUCACAUACAUUUGCCAUCAGUCUGUGGCCUGGUACGACGCUAAGGCUGAUACCUAUGACAAGGCGCUGCGCUUCCUGGGCUCCAACGAUGAGGAAAUGUCUUACGACAAUAAUCCCUUCAUCAAGCCGCUGAUGGACGGCUGCUCGCUGAGGCAGGGCUAUUCAAAGACAGUGAUGGAGAUCAACACUCCCCGCAUCGACCAGCUGCCCAUCAUUGAUGUCAUGCUGAAUGACUUUGGGAACUCCAACCAGAGAUUUGGCUUCGAAGUCGGCCCUGUGUGUUUCCUCGGCUAGACACAACCCUACUCCCCCGCUAAAGGACAGGGUCAGAGGGUAUAUAUUAACACCCACAUGCUGAGAUCUGACAACCAUCACCUUCUCUCCCAGCGAAGCAAAAACCUGUUUUCUUUUGUUGCCAAGAAGGUCCACUCAAGUCCGGAGAAGAAGAAGAAGAAGAAGAAGAAAAAUACCCCCAGGCCCUGUCAUGAAAGCGCUGCCCAGGGGAAACUACUCCUCGCCCUUGUAGGGCCAGAAUCACAUGACUUUAACUUGUAAUGGGAGUGACAUCAGGAAAAGGACAUUUGAUGCCGUGGCGGACAGUUGUGCACUUUCAGCAACAGAGAGAGGAUCCACUCACCCUUUGUCGCCCCUACCACACCGCCCUCUCUGGAUGCUCUGGGUGCUGCUCUGAACACAACCACAGAGGUGCUUUUGUGCAGAAUCACAAAACACUCAAGGUGCUACAAAAAGUUCUUUUUUAAAAAACUGUAAUUAUUAUUAUAAUUAUUUUGUACAAUAUUGUUCCUCCACUCUAAAACCUUGCAUGUGCCAGCUCUUAAAGUUUGAUUAAAUAUUUGGUUAAACUAUGCUAGAAUAAAUCCUAAGAUUUUAUUUAAUUUCUCUUAACAGAUUUGAUUAGAAAUGUCUUUUGAAAACACCCAUGACAUACAAUUGACACAAAUCUCAAUUUGUAUGUAUGAAGUAAUCCUUUUGUAAAUAAUGGGUAUCAUCGUUUGACUUUUUUGAGCUUAGACAAAACUGGAAGACAACACGUAAACCAAAAAAACAUUCUGUAUGUUUUAUCAUGAUAAAUCAGUUAACACACCCAUCAAAAAGUUAAGCCAUAACAAGUUGAGACAGUAUUAUAAAUGUUCCAAAUGAACAAUUCCUCCAGUUAGUUGUUAUACCUCUAAUUCUUAAAAGAAAGAAAGAAAGAAAGAAAGGUGGGGGUGGGGGUUAGCAUUUUAAGGGUUUUUAACUUACAAAAAAAUCUGUUUCAUUUGCUUAAAAUUAAUUCAGCUGUUUAAAAAUAAAGAAACAGAGAGGCCCUGUGGCUACGUCUUUGUAACAAUGAACUAAAUGUUUUCAUGUGCCUUGGAUUGUUUCAUUCAAAAAUAUUAAAACUGUGUUUUGAAAAAUGUUGAGUUGAAUGCUUGAAUUGUUGGCAAUUUGAGGGCAGAAACAACUGGCCCCUUUUUUGUGAUUCUGCGCUGCCUGAUGCAUAUCAACUUCAUUGGUUGCCAUAAUUAAAGGAGAAUAAGUGGUUCCGAGCAUUUGGGUUUUAUUUGUUUGAUUCUUCCAGCUUUUUCCUCUGACUCAGAUUUGACUUUGAUCAAGAUCUGUUUGCAUCUUCAGUUCCUCGGCUUAAAGCUAUGAUAGCCAAGACUUGAGAGCUGCUUUCAAACCUGUGUAAUUACAGUAUGUUUACCUAUGUACAACUGCAAUAAAUGUUUGGUGCUUUGCUAA